GAUUUGUUUGUUUUCAAAAGAAGCUGCCCAGACUUGUACAACCUCUUGCAUUGCGCUGCUAUUGAGACCCAGACUUCUGGUUUUGGGCUCCAGUUCUGUUCUGUCGAAUGAUUGCUUUAGAGUACGACCGUCAGUCUAUGGUCUACAGGUUCAGGGAAAGGGGUCGUAGGAGCAUUGUGCAAUUGUUGGGAAUAAAGUGGCUCCAAAACCAGAAGUUGUGCUGAGACAGCGGCGGCAUGCUUUGUGCUAUUGACACAAUAAAAAACCAACACCAGCAAAGAGCUGUUGCAAAGUGAUGUUGGAAAAACCAACGCUUUGUGCGUCUUUCUGCAGUGCGAUUCGCAUUGUUAUGCGUGUGUUUGUCCCGAUAAUUUGGAAGGUUCCACAUUGGGCUCUGUUGGGCGCACUUAAUUUAAAGAUUGUCGGCUUCAGCGAUCUGCAGAAACAGGACGACACCAUGCCCUUGGAAAGUGGAUAUCUUAGAGACAUAACGACUGUGGUUACGUGUAGGCUAUUUGCAUUUUGUUCUGGGAGCUCGAGAUCGUGUUUUCCUUUAUAUCUGGUCGCACUAUCAGAACAAUCCCAAUUUCAAUCCCAAUACUCAAUCUCAUGGGCUUGGGGCUGUCGAUCCAAUUCUCGACAGACGACUGUGACUCAAUGCCCUAACUUCCAUCAACACGCUCUUUUCUAUGCUCAGCAAUUCUACUUGUGUCUGGUUGGAUUUCCAGCUUUAAUCUUCACCCUUUUGAAACUCCACCAUAUCAGAUUGUCAGCUAUUGCCUGUCCUGGUGUGGCGAUGAGUAACUUUUCAGAUUUAGUUAAGUUCUCCCCAAGAAAAACAUUGUUGUCCAUUUGCAAACCUGCAAAAUACAGUUUGAAUUUCAGCUAUCGCCAGCUGCUUAUAGUGGUCAAAACAGCUAAAGGAGUAUUGCCCCCAAGUCCAUUGGUUGGUUAUCUUCCAGAGCCCUGAGGCAUUCCACGUCCAUUGCAGGGCUUUAUUGUCAUGAAGUUAUUCUAAUAGAAUAUAAGAACAGCUAUUUUGUUUUUUACGACCCAAACGAUUCUACGCAAUUAUGCUCUUGGUAGGAAUAGAUUGGAUGCCAUUCUUGGAAUUGAACCCGCUAAUUAUAAUAUAUAUUAAUUAUUAAUUAUUAAAUAUGCAACAAAAUAUAAUAC
Molecule: messenger RNA, 1176 nt
Organism: Ascoidea rubescens DSM 1968
Lineage: Eukaryota; Fungi; Ascomycota; Saccharomycetes; Ascoideales; Ascoideaceae
Exons: 1
Coding region: 296-970 (224 amino acids)
Source: RefSeq, a predicted model, not a curated record